Messenger RNA from Cryphonectria parasitica EP155, 600 nucleotides. RefSeq lists its product as uncharacterized. Bases 55 to 567 code for a protein of 170 amino acids. The transcript has a single exon. The record is from RefSeq and is a predicted model, not a curated record. Lineage: Eukaryota; Fungi; Ascomycota; Sordariomycetes; Diaporthales; Cryphonectriaceae.
GAGACUUUGCAUCAUGCAGGUGUUCUGCACAGAGACAUAUCGAUUAACAACCUCAUGAUUAACGAAGAUGAAAACAACCUAUCCUGGCCAUCAUUUCUCAUCGAUCUUGACCUCGCCAUCAGGGAAGACCGAGAUCGUGCUUCCGGGGCAAAGGGCAAGACUGGCACCAGGGCAUUCAUGUCAAUUGGGGCGCUUCUCGGCGAGCAACAUACCUUUAUGCAUGAUCUCGAGUCAUUCUUUUGGGUCUUGUUUUGGAUAUGCAUUCACUAUGAGAGGGAUGGCAGAGAUGUUGGCACAACUGUUUUUGAUACUUGGAAUUUCGAGGGUGACGAUCAAUUGGCUGGGAUAAAAAAAGGUGUCAUUGAUGAUGAGGAAGACUUUCUGAAGAAAGCGGACAAGCACUUUACGCCGUACUAUCAGCCCAUAGUUCCCUGGGUCAACCGGCUGCGAAGGGAAGUCUUCCCAAACAGCCAAAGAUGGAAACGACCUGAGCCUGGCCUCUGUGCUUCGAUGAAACGCAUUCUUCAUGAUGCACAAAUGGACCCCGAUGUACUAGCAGAUUCAUAAUAUGAGACACUCACAACAGAGUUCUUCUUACCG